UGAGGGUGGAGAGCCGCCUGCGCAUGUCAAGACUGAGUGAGCGCACACGGUCUAGGGGGCCUUGGAGAAGGGCAGCUGGUCACCUGCCACCCAGGGUCGGGGCCCUUGCACGAUCUUGUGGGCGAGCACCCGGGAAGGGGUCCAUCCCCCUUCCCUGCCGCCCCACCUCUGAGAUCGCCGGCCAAACAGAAGGUUCCGCCUUCUCCUUCCUGGCCCCUCCGGAUCUCCCCGGGGAGCCUGGGCGGGUGUGGACGGUACCGAGGUGGAACGAAUUUUGUAGCUCAGACGGCAGCUCCGUGUUGGUUUCGGGUGUAUGGGCACGCCCAGUUGGAGAAGCCGCCAGGGCGGAUGAAGCCGGCGCUCCCGGGUCUGGGUGGAUCCUGGUUGGAGCGUAACUGUUCGUAAGGAGGUGAGAGGUGGAUUAACAUGGACCCCUUCGACAGCCCAGCCGCCUAGAGCCUGCCGGCUGCUCGGUUCCGAGCCAAGCUUUCAGCGACGCGCAAACAGGAGACUGGAAGUUCCGGGGUGGGCGGGGAAUGCACUGUCCGCGGUGCUGAUCCGGAUCCCAGCAACGGGCUCUGGGGAGAGCGCGCCGAGCUGCCUAUCCGCUCCCUCCAACUGGGGCGGUCCGCUAGGGUGGCUUGGAGCUGAAACCCCCGCUUGGCUCCAAAACCCCGCAGAGGCUCUCCAGUCAUCGGCGCUUGGCCUUUAUUUCAGUCAGAAAGUCGCUUCCUUGGGCCAGUUCGUCCCAGAGGGUUUCCUCGAAAGUCUCUGAGAGGGGGCGGUUGUUGACCCAGGGAAUCUCUGUUUAGCCCCGGAAGCCACCCGCUGAAAAAAAAGAUGCCUGCCUUCAACAGAUUGUUUCCCCUGGCUUCCCUUCUGCUCAUCUUGUGGGUCGGCGUCUGCUUCCCCGUGUGUGUGGAAGUGCCCUCGGAGACCGAGGCGGUUCAGGGCAACCCCAUGAAGCUGCGCUGCAUCUCCUGCAUGAAGAGGGAGGAGGUGGAGGCCACCACGGUGGUGGAAUGGUUCUACAGGCCCGAGGGCGGUAAAGAUUUCCUUAUCUACGAGUAUCGGAACGGCCACCAGGAGGUGGAGAGCCCCUUCCAGGGGCGCCUGCAGUGGAACGGGAGCAAAGACUUGCAGGACGUGUCCAUCACUGUGCUCAACGUCACCCUGAACGACUCCGGCCUCUACACCUGCAACGUGUCCCGGGAGUUUGAGUUCGAGGCACAUCGCCCCUUCGUGAAGACUACUCGGCUGAUCCCCCUCCGUGUUACUGAGGAGGCUGGAGAGGACUUCACCUCUGUGGUCUCAGAAAUCAUGAUGUACAUCCUCCUGGUCUUCCUCACUCUGUGGCUGCUCAUUGAGAUGAUAUAUUGCUACAGGAAGGUCUCGAAGGCCGAAGAGGCAGCCCAAGAAAAUGCGUCUGACUACCUGGCCAUCCCAUCGGAGAACAAAGAGAACUCUGCAGUCCCAGUGGAGGAAUAGAAGGGGUCAACUUGCGGUGACGUACAGGGAAAGGAGGGGCAGGUAGAUAAGGAGGCAGGUGUGCAAGUGACCUUGUUACGCACAAACCAAGGUGACUUGAGAUUUGGUCCCUUAGAUUUCUACUCUACAUAGAGUCCCCAUCCUUAGGUCCAUCUCAAAGUUGAUGCCCAAGUCAUAAAGCUCUGUGUGAGAUUCAAGUCCUUCAAAAGGUGAAUUGCUUUGGCUUCUGUGUUGGGGGCAACUUGAGUUCCUUAUACACAGUGACAGAAAGUAAUUCCCCUUCUCCCUCCUAUGUAAGGAUCGUGGAUUAGGUCAAGGCCUUUGGCUGGGAUAGACUGGGCUGGCAAUCCUCAGUGAGCUGUUUUAUCACUGGUAGGUGGCCUGAACACUGAAGGGCUGGCUGUCCCAGGUCCAGUGAUGUCAACUGCAUCAGGAGGAUGCCCCAGGGACCACAUCACUUCCCUUCGUGCAUCCAUCCUUUCAGUUCAUUCUUCAUACAUCCACUCACCUCUGAACUUUCACCUCUGCCUUGUUAACUCCAUCAGACCUCUACACACCUCAAGACUUUGCCAGAACUGAGGAGCCAACAUUUCUACAUGACUCAAUCUCAGCCUGCCCUCACUUUCAAGCAAGUGGCUCUCAUGCCAACUGGACCCCUCCCCUGUGCUCCAUUCAACUUAGAACAUGUGCUGGAGGUGGACACGUGCAUCGGCUCCCUCUGGCUAGAGCCGGCUUUCUCUCCCAUUGCUGCAAAUGAAUGAAUGUCUUCUUGGAAGGAAGCGGGAGUGAUGAUUUGGGUUAAAGCAAGAGUGUCAUGAAGUGAGAUUUCUUGAAGGAGACUUGGGAGGUCAUACAGUGUGUUCAUGACCCUCCUGGGGGAUAAUGUGCGUGUAUCUUCCCAGGUGAGCACACCAACUGAGAUGCCUGGGUGGUAGUGGGCACUGGGAGUGAAAUCUCAAAGUUCUUCUCAAAAUGUCUGUGGAUCAGUAUUAUCAGGCAUUUUAUAAGAGGCACCCAAGACUCAGACAAGACUCAGCUCUAAGAGACCUUAAAGGAUAAAUUGAAGCAGAUAUAAGCCCAAGGCACUGCCCACUUUAUGCUUCCCGAGAUGGGAUAAUUUUAUGAAAAGACUUUGAAAUUGAAUUUGGCCAUGGCCCUGUCUCUUUCUUAAGCACAGAACUGGGUGGAUUACCUGGCUGAGGUGAAGUCUGAUUCAGGUAACUAGAAACUGGCCAGAAAGGCAGAGAGAAGGACGUGAAGUGGACUUGAAUUCCUUUAGUGAAAAGAUUUGUGAAUCUGAGACAUCUUCCAGGACAGUGGUCUGGGAAUGGUAUUGAACUAAGAAAUGUGUUUUUAGUCUGAGAUGGAUGAUGGCAAAUGACUGAGGUGAUAGGAGGGGGGCUAACCUGGGAAUUCAUAAUGUCCAGGGUUUUUUUUUUUUUUUUUUUUUCCCCAGGUGUUAGGAGAGCAGUUGAACACUGCAGAAAUCUUAGCCAAUAUCUCGUUUCACUUUGAAUGACUGGUUACAUGUGAUGUCCUUCAGCACUCUGUGAUGGGAGGGGGAAGGAUGCUUCGGGAUGGGUGGUAAGAAGAUGAAAUGACUUGGAUCUGAAGAACAACAUAUCCCCCAGAUCAGAGGGAACUUCUGGGGGGAAGAUCCUGCUCCCUUGGCCUUGGGUCUCACCUGAGAAACUCAGUUCAUCUCUGCCAUCCCAGGGAAGAGCGCCUGAAAUAAGUCUUUGUUCACAUAUUUGAGUGUUGGAUUUAUUGAAGAAAACACGUUCCAUAAAUUCAAGGCCCUUCUCGUUGGUAAUUUCCCACGCAAUCCCUCUGAAAUAGGAGACAGAGUAUAGAUUUUCCUUACUCUAUAGUGAGGAAAAUAGGCCUGGAUUACUGUGAGGUUUUCUAGACAUGUGGCUGGUGCAUAGAAGCUCCUUUUGACCAUGCAUCUAACCUGUGAGCUAGAGUGCACGUUUGCCUUUUUUUUUCCCUUUUCAAAAGCCCAACUCAGCUAUUCCCUGAGUGAAUUUUAAUGAAGUUGAAUGGUACCUCUUUUUUUCUUAUUUAUCCUUGCAAGUAAUCUUCUCCUAAUUUCUCAACUCUUCUCGUCUUUAAUACUUUAUUAGGUUAUAUGAUUUACCAAGCAUUUUAAUUUGUUAUCUUAUUUCUCCUCCAUAACUAGCUCUGUGAGGUGGAUACUGCAAGUACAUUAACAAAUGAAGGAAUGGGCUGCCUGAGGCUGACAAGCUUUACCAAACCAUAAGUUCAUACAGGUGGUAAUGAACUAGAACCUAGAGAAUGAAUGAACCUGGAGAACUAGAAUCCCUGCCCAACCCUCUUUCCACAGAGACCACAGCUUCGUCCUUUCCUCUCAUCUCUUUACUUCCACCUAAUCUUUGCCUCUCCUGCACAUCCUAAGAUAUUAAACAUCUCUCAUCCCUAGUUCCACUCAAGCACUCCUCUACCACUUGGUUUCUUGAGCCAUGCUAGAAACAUGUUUUCACAGGCUAUCUCAUUUUGCUUUUCCCCUUUUUGUUGGUUUGUACCCCAUUCUUUCUUCUGAGUUGCAAUUAAACUCCUUCCUGGGAGACUUGAUCAUGACUAUAUAUCCACAAGAUACUGUGAUCACCAGCCUACUUCAAAUCCUCACCCACUUCCUGUUUCACCACAUAUCCCUACAAAAGACUCAGAUAAAUGUGCGCUGCUCUGGAAGUUUUACCCGGCAUGCUGUUCUUAUUAAAGGGCUUAGAAAUGUUCUCAAGGGCUAUCACCACUCUAGGAACCCCAUCUGUUGUAUUGGUGCUGGAUAUUUCCAAUGACUAAUCCUUAAUACAGUUCACUCACGGCCAGUUAGGCUUGGUGUGGUUUUCCCUUUCCUUAACAGCCAGUGAACUUCACUGCUCAACUCGGUUGGCCCUGUAAGCACCUUGCCCUACUGACUUUUACCAACAGCUCAGCCUUGCCUCACAGCCCCAGCUCCUGUGUGGAAAGAACCUUGAAAGUCUGUUCCCAUAUCAGCCUUUAUCUUCAGUCCAUUUAAAAGCAUUAUCCUUCAGUGUCACCACCUCUCCAAACACACACACACCCAGAUUUCUGAUUCUCUGAGUUUCUGGUUUCUCCUUGGAGGCCAAACUAGAAAUGUUAGUUGGAAUUUUUCAAAGCAGGAAUAGGCUGGAAAUACGUUAUGGAGCUAAGAAUGGUUAACAGAAGAGAUAGCUCCUUUUCUUCCCCCCAAAUUACUACAUCAAAAAGGAAAAUACACCCAUCUCAGAAUGUGACAAAAAUCAGAGAGGAAAGAUCAUAUAACUAUAUCUUGGCAGGAAGAAGCAAGGAGCUAGGUACGUUUCAGAAUAUAUCUUGGUUCCCCUUCCUUUGGGGACCUUGGGCUUCCCUGGUAGCUCAGAUGGUGAAGAAUCUGCCUGCAAUGCAGGAGACCGCAGUUCAAUCCCUGGGUUGGGAAGAUCCCCUGGACAACAGAAUGGGAACCCACUCCAGUAUUCUUGCCUAGAAUUCCAUUGACAGACCAUGGGGUCGCAGAGUCAGACAUUACUGAGCGACUAACACACCCCUUCCCAAGUUAAGUGGAAAGGAAAAAUAAAAAAGCACCGUCUUUGCCCCUCCUUUUGUAAAUGAAAAACCCCUAACCCUGUGAAUCCUCCUAGUUACCUCAAACGUAUCCAGAUAGUAUAGUACCUGGGGCAUCAUUAUGCCCAUCAUCCAUUCAUUCUGCAUUUCAGCACCCACUCUGCAUCAAGGAUCAAGACAGCCCGAGUGUGCCCUGUGCUGUUAUUUUUUUAAAUCAUCACUCAGGCCUUUCCCAAUCUCCAGAACUCCACCGUGGUAGAUGAUUCAUGUCUAGCGGCCCCUCCCUUUCCUUGAGUCUGCGGUAGGACCCAGUAGAUGUGCACUUGAAGCAAGUCUGAAUUGUAGAUCAGACUUAACCCCUAUCAUAGCCCAGCUAAGCCUCAAAGCUGCUACUAUUCUUUUCUCCCCCGCUUGCAAGAGAUGCGGCUGACGGGCAGCGUGUGUGACAGGGAGGGAGGCGCUGAAGGAUGAGUGCUUGUAGGUUUGUGAAGCAGCAUCAAACACCAUCAGCAAACUUGUGCAGCCGUGGACCUAAUGGAACUUGUUACCACGUUAUCAGCUUUGCGUGGCUUUUUCUUCAUUUUCCAUAGCCAAUCUCUCCCUGAACUCUAGAAAUGUUCUUCCUGACCACUCAAGAUUUCAACAACCUAAUGCCUGUUGGUGGUGUUUUUCAGUAAACUCCUUGUUCAUGUCAAUAAAGUGUCUCUGAACAUGG
Molecule: messenger RNA, 5788 nt
Organism: Capra hircus (goat)
Lineage: Eukaryota; Metazoa; Chordata; Mammalia; Artiodactyla; Bovidae
Gene: SCN3B
Product: sodium voltage-gated channel beta subunit 3
Exons: 5
Coding region: 841-1488 (215 amino acids)
Biological process (GO): ventricular cardiac muscle cell action potential; sodium ion transport; regulation of heart rate by cardiac conduction
Cellular component (GO): voltage-gated sodium channel complex
Molecular function (GO): sodium channel regulator activity
Source: RefSeq, a predicted model, not a curated record